Messenger RNA from Lolium perenne, 1711 nucleotides. RefSeq names its product developmentally-regulated G-protein 1. NCBI's taxonomy places the organism in Eukaryota, Viridiplantae, Streptophyta, Magnoliopsida, Poales, Poaceae. Gene Ontology annotation, molecular function: GTPase activity; GTP binding. The record is from RefSeq and is a predicted model, not a curated record.
UCAUCCCAAACCCAAAUUCGGCUCACCCGUGCCCGUGCCCGUGCCCGUGCGUGCUCCUCUUCCGGCCCAAAGCCCCCGCGCCGCCGAAACCCUUGUGCUGUGCGCCUCUCCAGUCCCCGGAGCACGCCUCGGAGCCCCGCUACUGGACUGGCCGCGGAUUGGAGAUCCGUCCCCGCCGCGCUUCCUUCCGCCGGAUCGAUCUCAGUCUGCCUACCCGGGGAGCAAGCUGCGUACCUCGCAAGGUGAAAGAUGGGUAUCCUCGAGAGGAUCAAGGAGAUUGAGGCCGAGAUGGCUCGGACGCAGAAGAAUAAAGCAACAGAAUAUCAUCUUGGACAGCUCAAGGCAAAAAUUGCAAAACUGAGGACACAGUUAUUGGAGCCUCCAAAGGGUGCCAGCGCAGGAGGAGAAGGUUUUGAAGUCACAAAGUUCGGCCAUGGUCGUGUUGCGCUUAUAGGGUUUCCCAGUGUUGGAAAGUCAACUCUUUUGACUAUGCUGACUGGGACACAUUCUGAGGCUGCAUCAUAUGAGUUCACAACCCUCACUUGCAUUCCUGGUAUUAUCCAUUACAAUGACACCAAAAUCCAGCUUCUUGAUCUUCCUGGUAUCAUUGAAGGAGCCUCUGAAGGCAAGGGGCGUGGAAGACAGGUUAUUGCUGUUGCCAAGUCAUCAGAUCUUGUGCUUAUGGUUUUGGAUGCCUCAAAAAGUGAAGGGCAUCGCCAAAUAUUAACUAGAGAACUGGAAGCUGUUGGCCUCCGCCUUAACAAAAGGCCUCCUCAGAUAUACUUCAAGAGGAAGAAGACUGGUGGGAUUAGUUUCAACAGCACGGCGCCUUUAACUCAUAUUGAUGAAAAACUCUGCUAUCAGAUAUUGCAUGAGUAUAAAAUUCAUAAUGCAGAGGUGUUAUUCCGUGAGGAUGCUACCGUGGAUGAUUUCAUUGAUGUCAUUGAAGGAAACCGGAAGUAUAUCAAGUGUGUUUAUGUAUACAACAAGAUUGAUGUUGUCGGUAUUGAUGAUGUGGAUAACCUUGCUAGGCAACCAAAUUCACUUGUGAUCAGUUGCAAUAUGCAGUUGAACUUGGACAGGCUAUUAGCGAGAAUGUGGGAGGAAAUGGGUCUGGUGAGAGUGUACACAAAGCCACAGGGUCAGCAGCCUGAUUUCGGAGAUCCAGUUGUUCUUUCUACCGAUAGGGGUGGUUGCACAGUUGAAGACUUCUGUAAUCAUAUCCAUAGGAGCUUGCUUAAGGAUGUGAAGUAUGUGCUUGUGUGGGGAGUCAGCGCUAGGCACUAUCCACAGCAUUGUGGUCUUAGCCAUGGUCUGCAAGAUGAGGAUGUCGUCCAGAUAGUAAAGAAGAAGGAAACGGAUGAAGGCGGGCGAGGCCGUUUCAAGUCGCACACGAAUGCACCUGAUCGGAUAUCUGACAGGGUGAAGAAAGCUCCACUGAAAACAUGAUCUGAUCAGGCUGCUAUGCCGGGGGCGUCUCCGAAUGGACCAAACAAUUUGAGGAUCAGAUGGUGAUGUGGAACUAGUUGAACCCAAUGCUACUUUUCCGCAGCCCUGUUUUGUGGCAGAAGGGCCAUAUUUGAGCACCUAACCAAUCCACCAUAUGAGAAAUGUUGCUUUUAUUCAGACAGUAGCUCGUGCUAUAUAUGAGGAGGCUUGUGUUGCCAUACGAAUGUUUUUGCCAAGAGUUACAUAUGCUACCUGUUGUUAU